AUGCCACCCAAAAGUGACGCAUUCCCCUACCGUAGGGGCUCUGCGGCCUCGGAGGAUGAUUUCUUUGACAUCCCGGACGAAACAUGCCUGGCCUUGGUGAAGCGGCAGCUGCGUCAUAUCCGCACCUGGGUUGCUCUCGCAGUCUUCGCCUUGUUAGUUGUGUGGCUGCGUCGUGCGCCAGCGGCGCCCCCGCGGCCGCGCUCCCAUAUUAACUAUGAUGCGGUCGAUUGGUCUCGCUUUGCAUACACCCAGUAUGCGACGUCGGAGACCUACCUCUGCAAUUGCGUGAUGGUGUUUGAGGCCUUGCAACGGCUUGGGAGCCGCGCGGAUCGUAUACUUUACUACCCGCAAGAUUGGGAUUUGAUCAUAGAUUCUCCUGAAGACCGCGUGAGCCAGCUGUUGCUCAUGGCCAAAAAUGAAUAUAACGCCCAGGUGGUGCCGGUGAAGAUCGAGGGGGUCAACCUGGAUCGAACUGGCUCCAAGCAGUCUUGGGACAUGAGCCGAGCGAAACUGUUUGCGUUUAGCGAGACUCAAUACGAGCGAGUCAUCCAUCUCGACUCCGACAUGAUCCUGCUGCAGAAGCUCGAUGAACUGUUCUUCCUCCCUCCCGCCAUCGUUGCUAUGCCCCGGGCAUACUGGCUUUUGCCCGACCAGAUGCUAUCAUCCCAGGUCGUCGUCAUCGAACCCUCCUACCGCGAGUAUAAUGCGUUGAACGAUGCCGUCAAGGCUGCCAUGUCUGGCCAAGUCCAGUUGGGCCAGUCUAAAAACCGGUACGACAUGGACCUUUUGAACGACCGGUACCGUGACAACGCCCUGGUCCUCCCCCACCGGAAAUACAACCUCAUUACCGGAGAGUUCCGGACCAAGGAUCACCGCAACUACAUGGGGAAUGAACACGAGGAAUGGGAUCCCGACAGGGCACUGGCCGAGGCAAAAUUCGUGCACUUUUCUGACUGGCCCUUGCCCAAGCCCUGGGUGAUGUGGCCACAGAAGGAGCUGGCGGAGAUGCAGCCCAAGUGCGACAACAACCCAGGGACGCCCGAGGAGAGUGGCUGCCGCGAUCGCGAGGUGUGGAAGAAGAUUUACGAUGAUUUCCGACACCGAAGAAAGGAUGUGUGCAAGCUGCUCAGCUUUCCCGCACCGGUCUAA
This is a messenger RNA of Penicillium alfredii, 1149 nucleotides long. RefSeq lists its product as uncharacterized. NCBI's taxonomy places the organism in Eukaryota, Fungi, Ascomycota, Eurotiomycetes, Eurotiales, Aspergillaceae. The record is from RefSeq and is a predicted model, not a curated record. Gene Ontology annotation, molecular function: glycosyltransferase activity. The transcript is spliced from 3 exons. The coding region runs from base 1 to 1149 and encodes 382 amino acids.